This is a messenger RNA of Corvus hawaiiensis (hawaiian crow), 10063 nucleotides long. It is a transcript of the gene TMEM161B, whose product is annotated as transmembrane protein 161B. The record is from RefSeq and is a predicted model, not a curated record. Bases 144 to 1571 code for a protein of 475 amino acids. The transcript has 12 exons. NCBI's taxonomy places the organism in Eukaryota, Metazoa, Chordata, Aves, Passeriformes, Corvidae.
AAUAAGUUGUCCAGCGAGGUGGUGGAGUCACCAUCCCUGGAAGAGUUUAAGCACGGUUUGGACCUGGCGCUGGGUGAUGUGUUUUAGUGAUUUCAGGGAUUAUAGUGGCAGUGGGUGUAAUAGGUGUACAGUUGGUGGUUACCAUGGUAAUGGCUAGUGUCAUACAGAAGAUCAUACCUCACUAUUCUCUUGCUCGUUGGCUUCUCUGUAGUGGCAGCUUACGGUGGUAUCAACAUCCCACUGAAGAAGAACUGCGGAUUCUUGCAGGGAAGCAAAGAGGGAAGAGUAAAAAAGACAGAAAAUAUAAUGGUCAUAUUGAAAACAAACCCUUAACCAUUCCAAAAGAUAUUGAUCUUCAUCUGGAAACAAAAUCUGUAACAGAAAGGGACACUAUUGCAUUGCAUUACUUUCCAGAAUAUCAGUGGUUGGUGGAUUUCACUGUUGCAGCUACAGUUGUGUAUGUGGUGACAGAAGCCUAUUACAGCAUUAUGAAGCCCUCACAAGAAAUGAAUAUCAGCAUAGUGUGGUGUCUGCUUGUCUUGGCUUUUGCAGUUAAGGUACUGUUUUCAUUGACUACCCAUUAUUUCAAAGUUGAGGACGGAGGUGAAAGAUCAGUCUGUGUCACCUUUGGUUUUUUCUUCUUUGUGAAAGCAAUGGCAAUACUCAUUGUGACAGAAAACUAUCUAGAGUUUGGGUUGGAAUCAGGAUUCUCGAAUUUCUCAGAAAGUGCUAUGCAGUUUCUUGAAAAACAAGGUUUGGAAUCCCAGGGUCCUGUGUCUAAACUAACCUUCAAAUUGUUCCUGGCUGUUCUGUGUUCACUUAUUGGUGCUUUUUUGACAUUCCCUGGCUUGCGACUGGCUCAAAUGCAUCUGGAUGCUCUGAAUUUAGCAACAGAAAAAAUAACACAAACAUUGCUACAUAUAAACUUCUUGGCACCUUUAUUUAUGGUUCUACUGUGGGUAAAACCAAUCACUAAGGACUACAUUAUGAACCCACCUUUGGGCAAAGAGAGCAUUCCUUUAAUGUCAGAAGAUACAUUUGAUACCAUCAGAUUGUGGAUUAUAAUCCUGUUAUGUGCUUUACGGUUGGCUAUGAUGCGUCAUCAUUUACAGGCCUAUCUGAAUUUAGCCCAGAAAAGUGUGGAUCAGAUGAAAAAGGAAGCUGGUAGAAUAAGUAUAGUUGAUUUACAGAAAAUGGUGGCUCGGGUAUUCUAUUAUCUCUGUGUAAUUGCACUGCAGUAUGUUGCACCAUUGGUAAUGCUCCUUCACACAACUCUGCUCUUGAAAACACUAGGUAAUUAUUCUUGGGGCAUCUACUCAGAAUUGAAUUCUGACACUCCAGUAGAAAAGAGUCUGCUUCCCAAUUCUGUUUAUUCUGUGUCUCCACCUGCUGAUGGAAAGAUGAAAGUAACUGUAGUCCAAAUAACAAUGGCUCUGGGAAGCCUAAAGAAUAUUUUCACUCCUCUCCUGUUCCGGGGACUCCUGUCUUUCCUCACCUGGUGGAUUGCUGCUUGCCUUUUUUCUACAAGCCUUUUUGGGCUCUUCUAUCACCAGUACCUGACUGUGGCAUGAACAAGUCAAUUGACAAAGCAAGUGUGAGGUCAAAUUCUAGAUACAAACCCAGGUACCCAAGAGGAGAUGAAGAGAAAAGAGAUCUAUAUAUGUGAAGAGAAAACAUAUCAUAAUUAUUUUUAAACAUUUCCUUGGUGUUCUCAGGGUAAAUAAUCUUAAAAUGCUUAAAAUUGCAACUGGGUUUGUUAUUUUUGUUACCCAAAUGGUAGGUAAUUAAUUGAAUUAUUGUAUUGGGACUGACUGACAUUAUUGUGUUGUAGAUGGUGGUAAGCAUGCUGAAAAGAUGCGACCUCUGAGUAUCUUGGUUUCCAUAAACAGCAAGCCAAACUCAAAAAUUUGUUUUAAGCAUCAACAGUUAUUGACUGAACUGCAUUCAAAGGGUACUGGACAUAGUGAUCGUGGCUGCCUAUGGAUUAAGUCUUGAAACUGAGCCAUACAGUGAAAGGAGAGAGAGGGGAUUUAAAAAAAAAAUUCUGUUGGAUAGCUGUUGAUCACUUUUCUCCUUGGAAAAUGAAAAAAUCCAACAGGAAAAAAGAGAUACUGUAUAUUACAGUAAGGAAAGUUGUAUAAAAUAUAAAUUUAACAGGAGUAGAUGUAUGUACCUGACAGGUAUUGCUGCCUACAUAUUUUGCAGGAGUGCUUGUGCAGUAAGAAGAGAGUUAUAACAAAUAUAUUGUUUCAGUCCCUGCAGUCAUUUUGAAGUAAUGGCCAUCUGUAUUGGUGCUAGUAUUGAUCCACAGAUUCCAUCUGGAUCUUUUAAAGUUCUUCUUUUAAGGUAGUGGAUAAAUUCCAUUGAAUUCACAAAAGUAUAGAAAAUAAUUAAUGACACCAGUCAAACAUUUCAAAACAAAACAGUUUAAUCCUGCUGAUUGACACUGUAUGUAUAUGUGUAAUGUACAUAUAAAUAUAUAUUAUAUAUUAGAUAUAUAAUAUAUAUGAAGGUGUGAAAUAUGGAAUCUUUAUUUUAAAUUACUGAAUGUGUCUGACAGGGCUGUGGGAGAAAGAUGUAUGUGUAUCUAGUGAUUUCAAGGUCCCCUUUUGAAAUGAAACUUAAAUUUUUCUUUUCUUUUUUUGGAGUUCAGUUGAAAGGGCUAUUUGGUUUUUCUGCCUCUUUAGAGGUACUUAGUUACACUAAAGAACUUACACUGUCUUGAAAGAAGUCUACUUAAACUGUUAAUCUUAAAAUUUCUGCUCUGUCAAAUCAUCAUCUUUUGCCACUUUAAUCUGUGUUAACUUGACCGUAUAAUGAUAAUUAAUAUAUCUUGGCUUCAGAAAUAGAUUUUCUGUACAAUAAAGCAGCUAUAUAGUAUGAAAAAGAGCAAAGUACUAGCUUUACAAUUUUUGCUUAGCUAGAGAGAUAGAUUCCAAUCAAAAAAUUGUUUUUUCAGAUGUUUUGUGUAUUUGCAAAACAGGAAUGGGGAUUUAUAUGCAGUAGCUUUUUUAAACAGUUAAUAUUACACUUUGCAAAUGUCAGUGGAUUUUUUAAUUAAUACUAGCUGGUUUUAUGUUACUGUUCUUUUUCUCUUGAAUUUGUGUACAGCUUUGGCAUAUAAUAAGCAUUUAUAAAUGGAAAAGCUUAACUAAAUAUUUAAUAUGUAGCAAACCUACCGUAUGGGAAAACAAACUCAAUGAAUGCAGAAAAUCAAGAUUUUGAAGCUGGUGAUAAACUAUCUUACUGUGUUGAAAGCCUUUUAAGUUAUUUAUUAGUUUAUUAAGUUGCAUUUAUUGAUAUUGGGGAAAGAUUUGUGUACACCAGCCUAGUACCUACUGCAUGCAUUUGGGAUGUCUGAGAACACCUUGCAUGAUGCUACUGGUUUCAGUGUGACUGGGGCUGCAAGCUUUGUUGUUUUCACUUUUUGUAACUAACAGGGACAAAGGCUUAACUGUGAAUUGGCCUAAAGGUUAAUAUUUGACCUCAUAGUUUUCAAAUCACAAAGCAUUCCUAGGAGGCAUCUUUCAGAUGAAUAACAGAAUGACAAAAUAUGACAGGUCCAACAAUACUGGAGCCAUUCUUGUAUUAGUUCUAGGUAUGUCAUUACUACAAGAUACAUCAUUACUAGUAGAAUUAAUAAGGCCAGCUUUUAGGUUAGAGUUAGGUGUUCAAUGCUAAUCUUCUGUUCAGUAAAAUGAAACGAUGCAAACCAGUUUGGUUCUGAUAGUGAACUUGCCUGUUGAAGCUCACUAUAUAGAAGAUGUAACCUGUUGUUGCAAUCUGAAGGAAUGAAUUUUGGAUAUUUGAGAAUACUUCAAAAUAAUGUUAAACAGCAGUUUCUGUUGACACAGUUAUUCUGAAAGCCCCUAAGCAAAAGUGGUCUGUAGUUACAUAAUAAUGCAUUCAGCAAAGGUCAUAACUGGAUCAUGUAGCUGAACUUCACAGAGCUUUUCCUAAGAGCUGGUGCUGCCUUACUAUUCAGACAUCACACUGAUCACAGUGAAAAAUAGGCAUCUGGUGUUGCAAACAUGAAAAUCAAUGCUUGUAGCCAUUGUGCUGUUCCACUGUUCUAUAGACCAUUGUUCUGCAGAACUGAAUGGUUGACCUUUUGGUCAGCAGUCUGAUCUGAGUGGGAGAUGGUCUUUCUUUGGAUCCAUUUAAUCCUGACAUGAGUCCAGAAGGCUUAUGAAAAACUAAAUAUGGCAAUAAAAGCCUUUGAAAUGUGAGGUGACAGUGAAACCAGAGGGACCAUAUUGCUAAGAUUGUGAGCAGUGCUUCCUACAAGUAUGUGAUACGCUCAAAAAUGUCUUUUAAAGUAAAGUAGCAACCCUGAUAAUCUUGACUUCCAUGUAUGUUGUGUAAGGUUCAAAGGAGUAUCUGCUCACUUCUUUAGUAAGUUCCUUUGAAACAGCAGCUGGUAAAUGCUUUUUUUGUUUCUUUGUUUCAUGGAGACCUUUAUCAACACCUGGCAAUGGGAAAGCAUCUUGCAGAAAUGGAAGAGAAAGUAAAACAUGACUGAAAGGUUGGUGGGCAUUAUUCAGGAUUCCGAAACAUUUUGUCUUGCUUUUUGUCCACUACUUAAUUAAAAAUUUUAGAAUGGUUUGGGUUGGAAUGGAUCUGAAAUGGAUCACUUUCCACAAGACCAGGUUGCUCCAAGCCCCGUCAAACAUGGCCUUGAACGCUUCCAGAGAUGGGCAGCCACAGCUUCUCCGGGUAACCUUAUCCAGUGCCUCACCAUUUGCACAGGCAAGAGUCUCCACCUAACACCUAAUCUAAAUCUCCCUUCUUUUAGUUUAAAACUAUUUCCCCUUGUCGUGUCACUCUCUGCCUAUGCAAAAAGUCAUUCUCCCUCUUUUUUAUAAGCCCCCUUUAAGUACUGGAAGGCCGCAGUGGGGUCUCCCUUAGUUUCUGAGAGAUUGUAGAAGGAAAGGUUCCUUUGGCAAAGAACCCAUCUUUGUUUCUUUCUUUUCAAAUUCGGAUCUCCCUUCCUCUCUUAGUGACGUGACUUCUUUCUUCAACUUCUGUAGAUGAUCUACAGUGCUUUCCCUAUGUUCCCUCUCAGAACUGACUAGGCUAAAUUAGUCCAAGAUUGUAUUUGGACUUCUGUUUAGUUUAAAUUUACCUAUUUCUGAAGGAUAAGUUCCUUUAAAUAGUUCAAAUAACUUUGAGCUCCAGCUGAAACAUGAAAAAACUUGUUAACAAUUGUUUAAACUCUACACUUACAUUAUAUAAGUCCCUUGAGAAAAAGGGUUAGGAUGGUGAUAAACCCAAGUCUUCCAGCAAGUUCAGGGAGGUCCAAACAUAACACUUGGGCUAUUUCUGAGCUAAGAGAAGUUGAUUAAGAAAAGGAGAAUAGAUUAUAGAAAGCCUAUUCUUACAGGUGAUUAUUCUCAGGCCAUGCUUGUCCUCUUUUAUUCCUUCUCAGGCUAUAGGUUAUGCCAGUUGUUGAGGUUUUGUUAGCUGCUCAGUUCUUUCCUCUUCCAGAAUUCACUUGCAUAAGGAUCAACAGAUUGAACAGUAGCAUCAGUACAAGACAACAUCCUUGUACAGAAGAUACUUAGAGAAAAUUAAUUUCUGUUGCAGUUGUUCUUCUCAUUUGGGUCACAAGUACUGCAAGGUGUCUAAACAGAAAUACAUUCUUCCCUGGAUUGUAAAGUCAAAUUUGUCUAAGAACAAAAAUGCUACCAAGACAUCAACGCAACAAUUAGGCAGCAUUACCUCACUCUAUGCAGUAGUUAACAAGUACAGAAAUUUCAGCUAACUUCAAAGGAACAAUUCAAAGUGCUGUACUUCACUACAGUUACUACAGCUAAGUGGUAAUAGGGAUAUUGGAUAUCACAUAGAAGUUUGAACACAUCUGAUCUUAAAGCUGUUGGAAGGCUCUCCAAGGUAAAAGGCCUUAUGUCUCUUUAUUCUCAAAUAUCUGUGCUUUCCACAGAGUAAUUUUGAUCAGUUUUUAAAUACUACACUUCAUGCUUUUUCAUAUGGCACAAUUUGCACGUGUAUUUGUUCAACACAGCCCUUCCCCACCCAGACUUAACCCCACAGUUAAUUUUGUCACUAUAAAGUUACUAGAUAAUUUUAAUUAAGGUUUAAGAAUUAAGUAAUUAAGGUUUAAGAAUUAAGUGCCCAGAGAAAAUGAAGACACUGAACAAGAAUGAGGCCAAACAAAAUUGUGUGUUCUCUUGGAGAAAUAUGUUACAGCUGAGCAAAAUCUUAAUGGAGGAAGACAACAGCAGGUUACUUGUAUCCUAAAUCAAAUAUUAAAUGUGAUUCUUUACCAUUAUGAGUAACACUGUUAUUUUUAGCAUCUGCAGCCUAAAUCCCAAAUGGUAAAUCAAGAGCAAUAUUUUAACCCACUGAUAUCUACUCUAAAGAGCAUCUAGGCAACAAGCUUAGAAGUCAAAUACCUGAUCUCACUAAGCAGGCUGGUGCAGAUUGGUCUGUCUAUGCUUCAGAGUGAUUUUUUGCGACUCCUUCUUUAGGAAGGCCUGCCGUGCUUUGUGACCUGUGCAGCACAAGCAGUGAAGUGGAUGGCAUGUCUCAUUUGCACUCCUUAGUACUAGACUGAAAGGUCUUCCUCCUCUAAGUGAGAUCAUGAAGCCAACAUAUCAUUUCCAGGCUGCUUUCACUGACAUCUGUAUAUGCUGCACUUAACUUUUUCCAGUCUCUCACUGUGGACUAUCAGAAGAGUAAUAUCACACUGGAUGUUGUUUUGCAUGCCAGUGUAUAUGUAUUUUGAUACCUUUGAUUUCAAAGGCAUUUUUAAUGGAAACUAUUUUUAAUGCUAAUACCAUGGAUCAUAUUUUCAUUUUUUAAAUUAAUAUCAGUGCCUGCAACUAGAAGUCAAAAACUUCUACAGUUUUUUUUUUUUAAAGUUUGAUGUCCAGACUGAAAUGUUAGCAGGUAUGUAGUUCUAUAUCAAAGUGCAAAAUCCACCUGUAAAUACCAAAUUUUUUCCAUGUGAUUACAUGUCAGUCAAGAACCCUUAAAAUUUGUACUUGCAGCAUUUUUUCUCAACAACAUACAAUCCAUACGACUCUGCUAUCUAUAAAAUACACAUUUCAGAAGAGCUUUGAAUAGCUUUUUACAAACCUGUUACCUGUAGGUCAUUACUGUUUUGUUGUGCUGCAACAUAUUUUUUAAAACCUGGCUUAAAAUUCUUGCACUUAAAGCCAACCUUAUUCUCUCUUCCUCUGUUCAUAGUAACUCUGCCUCCCAUACAGGUUCUAAGCUUCCAGAGUGUGUAUUCACAGUAUUUUUGAUAAAAACUUAGGAUAAAGAAAAAAGCAUCAAAAAUUGUAUUUCAUAACUACAGUUCAUACAUAUCAUGAUGUGCCAACUGUUUUUAUUUUUCCUGUCUUUGGUCAUUCCUUUGUUCCAUUGGAAACAGCAUGUAAGGUUUUCUAGGAGGAAUACACAUGGAAAAAUAUUCUGUAAUAGAAGUUACAGAAAGCUGUCUAAUGUUUCAGUCUUCCCAUUUAUGUGAGUAAAUAUUAAUGCAAAGAAGCUAUUAAAUAAUUUCAGCCUAAAAUUUCUCAUAAGGUAAACUUGUUACAAAUUGCACAGGGAACAUCUUCCAAGUUGUAAAUAUUUUACUUUAAAUCUUUUACUUGUCUCUUUGUUGCUGGGAAUGCACAAAUUCAGUGUUGUUGUUCAGUUAAUAGUCUUUUUUUUUUUUGUCUUUAAGUGAAAAGCACAUAUUACUUUCCAUUCUAGAACAAACCUAAGACAAAAAGACCUUCCUCCCUUCAUUUAAGUAUUUGCCAAAUGGGAAAGACUUUGAUGUUAUAUAUGUAAAUUUUAGCUUCCUCUUAUUGCUACAAUACUGUUAAAAUACGAUUUUUAUACCUACAGCUUUACAAGUACUAAGAUUGUCAUGCUUCACAGUGAGGAUGGUGCCAAAUGGUGUUUGUGUUAUAUUGAUCUGGUGUUGCAUUACCUGCUGUUUAAAAACAAAUUGCUUCCUAUGCUUUUAGAGGUUCAGCAGGAUCUGUGAUCAGAAGAGCAUAACACAUGUUGAAAAAGCUCUGGUUUAGGGUGGGUUUUUUUGGUUGUUUUGGGGUUUUUUUUUUAGUGGAGUGGAUAAUAUUUGGGUACAACUAAUAAACAACCUCCACUAAUAUUGCAUUAUUUUUAUACACUGUAAAGUGCCUAAUCAUGGGUGAUUCUGGUAGCCCUUGGAAUGGGGUUUGCUAUGAAAUUUUUUUUUUCAUACUGUUUUUGGUUUAUGUCCAUGUGUGGUUUUGUGUUGUUAACAUACUGGAGACAAGAUUUUGAAGAAAUCUUUUCCGUUCCUUGUACUUAAAUGGUAAUCUAACAACUUUGCCCAUAUCUGACUGGUAAUUGAAUGCCCCUAAUUUAAAUUAACACCCCUCUGCUACCUGCCACCUCUGCAUUGUUUUCUUUAUGACUGAUGGCAAGGAUUUACAAGCUUUGGAAAGGGUUGACUUACAAAGUUUUGUAGUGACACCUGGGGUGUUAAUUAUACCCCAGUUGUCCAGGCAUAUGGGUGACUUCAGCCAGGUAAGUUGUUCUGCUUGGGCUCAGAAGGCUACACUGAAGUUCACUGAAUCUUUAUGGAUUUGGAGCACAAAGAGUACCAAAUGUGAUAUGGCUGACUGACACCAAGCUCCAAAAAGUUACACCUUGUAGAAUUUUGUAGAAUUCUGUUAGGGUAUUUAACAGUGAAACCAUCCUUACUUUAAAACUGCUUCUCCACCUUCAGGAAUGCAAGAGCUGAAGGCAGAACCUGCCUGGUUCAGCAUGGAAGUUAGAAAGUGAGGAAACAGCAAGCCCGUGCUCCUGAAUUAAUUAAUUAUACAUUCUUCAUGUGAAGUGCUUUUAAGUUGAGCUAGUGUUCCUGAUUCAAAUCUACCAAAGGAAGCCUUCUUCUGAAGAAGGCUUGUCACAGCAUGUUGAGCUUUUAGCUCUAAAAAGUGGGUGUAGAAAUCUGUACUCUAUAUAGUACACUAUUUGGAAACCUGGUACAGUAAGCUUGCUAAAUAUUUCCUUCACUAUUUGUAAGAAUUUACAUUACUUUUUUUACUGUACAGCAUUUAAGAAGCUGGUUUUGCCUUACUCAGGCAGCGUUUUAUACUAAUGUAAAAAUAAUAAGAAUUGGUUUGUUGCCUAAAUGCCUAAAUUUCUUUAACAACAGUAAAUUUCACAAAAUUGAAGCAAGGUUAUGCUUUCUUAUUACCUGUACAUUUUUUGAAAUGUUACAGUUUAACUCUGCUUUUAUAAUGCACACCUUAUUAAAAUGAAAUUUAUAUCUGUUAGUUAGUUGCUCAUUAGUUUGCACACAGCAAAUCUAAGAGAAACUGUGAUAUCUGCUGUUUACCAAGUGGCCCCAUCAACUUGCCUGCCUUUGUAAAGUGUUAAUCCAUGUUGGACAUAUAAUGUCUACUGCAGUAGACAUUGUACUCUGCAUGCCUUACAUUUGUGCACUGUGAAGGACAGACCGUUUUACGGUACUUUAGGUUUAAAAAAAAACUUCCAUUAUUUUAUAUAGUAUUUCUCAUAUCCAAAAUAGGACAAUUUCUAAAGCCAAAGAUCAAUAAAUGUUCGUUGUCUACCAGUGUGAUAUUUUUCUCCUACAUUUUAUGAUAUAUGCUGCUUUUUAUCAACUUGCAGAAUCUCCCAAGAGCAUGUAAUAACCAGGCUUCUUAUCAGUUUUUCUACUAGUCUAAGUUGUUUACUUCUUUUAGAAAUAAUUGAGUAGACCACUUAGUCCCGCCUUCUUUGGGGUGCAGCAAAAAAAAUAAUUUUUGAAUAUAAAUGCAGGUAGUGUCUUACUCAUGUGAACAGCAGUUUAACCACAAUGAACCAUUUAGAGAUUUCUUAUGAAUGUUUUCAUUUUUGUGUGUUUCACUAUUUAAAUUUUUGUACCAUUUCUGGAGAAAGAUUGGCUGUACAACAUAGUAAGUGGAGGAAAUUCUGAGUUUCCCAGUACACUCAAAGGAUUUGUCACCCUUCUUGACUGUCACCCUUCCUGAUAGGAAAUCACUUAGAAAGGGGUUGUGUUUGCUUCUUAUGAAAAGAAAUGUGUUUAAAAGCA